ACAAACAUCCAAUUCCAACAAAGAAGAAAGAAACACAAGAAUGGCAAAACUCAGCCUACUUCUAUUACUUGAACUACUCAUUUUCUUCACCCCUUCACUCUCUUGUCCUGAAUAUCAAAAACAAGCCCUUCUCAAUUUUAAAGCCUCUCUCAUCAAUUCUACUACUACUACUUCAACAGAAGGCCAACGUGUUCUUUUGUUUGAAUCAUGGAAUUCUAGCUCAGAUUGUUGCAACUGGGAGAGGGUCAAUUGUAGUUCUAGCCUUGGUUCAAGGACUGUGAUUGCCUUAUAUCUGAACGACCUUGUCGACCAGCUGCCGCGGGAGCACACAGUGUUGACUUCCAACAUCUUGACACCGCUCUUUCAUAUUAGAAGCUUGACGCAUCUCAAUGUGUCUAAAAACAAAAUACAAGGAGAAUUGCCAAGUGACGGGUUUGCUAAUCUGACUGAAUUGAUUUCUCUUGAUUUGGGGUCAAAUGACUUCUUUGGCUUCAUUCCCUCUCAGCUUUUUCAGUUGAGAUAUCUUCAAUAUCUUGAUAUGAGUAGCAACAAUUUCCAUGAUAUUCCUAAAGAGAUAGGGAAUAUGACAGAGUUGCGGCAUCUUCAAUUUUUGGACUUGAGUAAGAACCACCUAGAAGGAAUGUUCCCACAAUGGCUUGCUGAAAUGGAAGUUGGAUUUAUAAUUUUGUCAGGUAACAAACUCACAGGUUCUCUCCCUCCUUCUCUUUUCAACUCUACAUAUUUAAAUAUUCUUUCCCUGUCUCAGAACAAGUUUUAUGGACAACUACCAAGCAACAUUGGUAAUGCCACCUAUCUUAUGUCUCUUAUGCUGAAUGACAACAAUUUUUCAGGGAAGAUUCCUGAAUCCAUUUCCAAUCUUCGCACCCUCACCCUAUUGGACUUGUCCAAAAACAAAUUUUCUGGCAAUAGUUUACCAGAUUUUAGCUCUAAUAUAUGGCCCCAAAUCAUUGAUUUAUCUUCAAAUGAAUUCUCAGGUGAAAUUUCAACAAACUUUUCCAUCCUGACUAGAGUUCUUUCAUUAGGAAAAAAUAAGUUUUCUGGCAUCAUGUCUACAAACCUAAAUAAUAUGCGCCAACUUGAAUGCCUAGACAUCCAUGACAAUAAAAUCACAGGUGAAUUUCCGGAUUUUAUCUGCCAAAUCUCCACCCUUCGAAUACUAAAUUUAAGGAACAACUCUUUUCAAGGUUCAAUCCAUGAUUGUAUUUCCAAUCUUACUAGCCUCCAAAUUCUUGAUCUUUCAAACAACCGUCUUGUUGGAAAAAUCCCUGCCAAGUUCGGAAAUUUUACUGGUAUGAUUAAAACAUCUAACGAGUCGGUAGGUGAUGUUAUUGGUUUUAUGACUACUUCUUUCAGCUUCCAAGGCAAGAUUAAUGAUCUGAUCCUCAAUUGGAAGAAGUCAACACAAGGUCUAUCUUGGAAAAAUCUAAACAUCUACUCUUUGUUAGACUUGUCAAUGAACCAACUUUCAGGUGAAAUUCCAACUACUUUAGAUAGUUUGAAGGCUCUAAAGACUUUCAACGUCUCACAUAACAACCUUUAUGGGAGAAUACCAGCAAGUCUUGGUGAUUUGUUGAAUCUAGAGAGUUUGGACUUGUCACACAACAAUUUAUCAGGUUCAAUUCCACAAGAACUAGCAAAGUUGCAACAAUUAAGUAUUUUGGAUGUCAGUAACAACAAGUUGGCUGGUAGGAUUCCAGGUGGUAGCCAAAUGGAUACAAUGAAUGAUCCAAAUUUUUAUGCCAACAAUAGUGGGUUGUGCGGAAUGCAAAUUCGAGUGCCAUGUCCGGAAGACUUUUCACCAACAAAACCACCAAAGGUUGAGAGUAAGGAAAGAUGGUUCUCAUGGGAAGGAGUGGGGAUUGGAUAUGCAGUUAGCUUCAUCAUAACAGUGGGAAUCCUAUAUCUUGCCAAGUAUUUUGUCCCUGCAAAACCUCCAAAUUACCACCGUCAACGAAGAAGGCGAAGGAUAUAAAUUAUGCAUGUUGUCUAUGGUCAAAGAUCUAAAUCCCAACAUUGUAAAAGCUUUCAGUCAAACAAACAAUAAUGACAAGUGGUCAUUCAUAAGUAUCGACAGGUAAGUUGGCUUGAGGGGCGACCAUUUAUCAUGUUUGGGGGGAAUAAACAUUAAAAGGUUCACAAUGGUAAAGUGAGAAGUAAAGUGGAGUUGCUGGAAGCUAUUGCUUAUGAUGUAAGAGUUGUUUGUUUCGUUUGUAGUUUA
Messenger RNA from Quercus lobata, 2239 nucleotides. Its product is annotated as receptor-like protein 46. Gene Ontology annotation, molecular function: protein binding. Lineage: Eukaryota; Viridiplantae; Streptophyta; Magnoliopsida; Fagales; Fagaceae. The transcript has a single exon. The record is from RefSeq and is a predicted model, not a curated record. Bases 41 to 1993 code for a protein of 650 amino acids.